AUGGCCAUCGGCGACUUAUCGCUGAGCUACCUGCUCUUUUCGCUUCUACACUUCUCUCAAUUCGUCCUCGCAGUCACAGUUUGCGCUCUUUAUGGCAUUGACCUCGACCGCGCCCGGAAGGCCAACGUCGAUGCUGAUGGGAAAUGGAUAUACGCCGAGGUCGUGGGUGGUCUCUCCGCCCUGACGGCCAUCCUCUUCUGCGUCCCCUUUGUCCUUCGCUUUGCCUUGGUGUGGGCCUGGAAUUUGAUCCUCUUCAUUCUCUGGAUCGCACUCUUUGGCAUUGUCGGCAAGAUGUACAUCCACGAAGAUGCUGAUGGGAACGGUGACCUCCAGAGAAUGAAGAAUGCGGUAUGGGUGGUCCUCGCGAAUGCUAUCUUGUGGCUCAUUGGCGUCCUGUCGCAUUUUAUUUACUGGUGGGGCCAUCGGGAGCGCAGGAGCCGGUUCACCAGCCGUGCAAAGGUGUAG
Messenger RNA from Chaetomium globosum CBS 148.51, 465 nucleotides. RefSeq lists its product as uncharacterized. The record is from RefSeq and is a predicted model, not a curated record. Lineage: Eukaryota; Fungi; Ascomycota; Sordariomycetes; Sordariales; Chaetomiaceae. The transcript has 2 exons. The coding region runs from base 1 to 465 and encodes 154 amino acids.